Messenger RNA from Penicillium griseofulvum, 2094 nucleotides. RefSeq names its product Phenylalanine ammonia-lyase. The record is from RefSeq and is a predicted model, not a curated record. Bases 1 to 2094 code for a protein of 697 amino acids. Gene Ontology annotation, biological process: L-phenylalanine catabolic process. NCBI's taxonomy places the organism in Eukaryota, Fungi, Ascomycota, Eurotiomycetes, Eurotiales, Aspergillaceae. Gene Ontology annotation, cellular component: cytoplasm. The transcript has 2 exons. Gene Ontology annotation, molecular function: ammonia-lyase activity.
AUGGGUGAAGCAUCGCAGUAUCAUGGGUACCAUCCUGAAGGACUGGGGUACAUCGGCUCGGUUCUCAAUUCAUGCACCCAGCUUGACGAGAUUGUCCAUCGUGGCCGGAACAUCGUACUUGAUGGGAAUUCGCUGGACUUGAGCUCAGUCGUUGCAAUUAGCUUACAUAAGAUUGCGGCCGAUAUCACCGACAGCGAAACCGUGCUAUCUCGAUUAGAACGCAGUGUAGAUCUACUCGCGGAAAAGCUUGAAAGGGGCGAAGUGGUAUAUGGAGUGACUACUGGAUUUGGAGGAAGCGCUGAUACUCGCACAAACGAUUAUGCCGCCCUCCAACAGGCAUUGAUCCAGCACCACAAUUCAGCCGUGGUUCUACCUGGAGACCGGAGAUCUGGAGCAGGCUCCACACGUCUGCAAAGUUUGAAAAGUCAUGCGAUGCCUAUUCCCAUUGUUAAGGCGGCUAUGUUAAUUCGAUGCAAUUCCUUACUGCGAGCACAUUCCGCCGUUCGAUUCCAGGUCGUUCGAAAUAUCCUUACCCUCCUCGCAUACGAUAUGACACCAGUGGUACCGCUGCGAGGAAGUAUCUCCGCUUGUGGGGACCUCACACCUUUGGCGUACAUCGCCGCGGCAAUUGAAGGGAAUCCUGAUAUAGCGAUUAAUUGCGGGGAGGGUCAGAACCAUCGAAUCAUCCCGGCCAACCAGGCUCUCCAGGAAGUAGGGUUGGCACCGCUUGAAUUUGGGCCAAAGGAAGGUCUGGGUCUUUUGAACGGAACUGCGUUUAGUUGCGGUGCAGCUACUCUAGUUCUAUUCGAGGCAAACCAGCUUGUCGUUUUGGCGAACUUGCUUACCGCAAUGGGGACUGAGGCUUUGCUGGGAUCGCGAUACAACUAUCAUCCGUUCAUCGCCGAGGCUCGACCCCAUCCAGGCCAGCUAGAGUCUGCUGCGUUUAUUUUCGAAUGCUUAGCUGGUUCUAAGCUGGUGCGUGGGGCAGAUCCUGAUGGGGAAGGCCUGGCGCAAGACCGGUAUGCGCUACGCACAUCGACGCAGUGGAUCGGUCCUCAGCUAGAGAACCUCGCACUCGCACUUGAACAAGUCCAGACGGAACUGAAUUCUACCACGGACAACCCACUUCUGGAUCUUACCGAGGAGCGGGUUCACCAUGGAGGAAACUUUCAAGCUGUAUCGAUAACAUCGGCAAUGGAGAAAACUAUGGGCGUGAUGCAGAUGCUAGGGAAAAUGAUCUUCUCGCAAUGCUCGGAGAUUCUCAACCCGAUGCUUAAUAGAGGACUACCACCAAAUCUCAGCACUGACGAUCCGAGUCUCUCGUUCGCUUUCAAAGGUGUUGAUAUCAACAUGGCUUCAUAUAUGUCUGAAUUGGCAUACCUAAACCACCCGGUUAGCAACCAUGUCCAGUCCGCAGAGAUGCACAACCAAAGCCUGAACUCUCUGGCUUUGAUUGCUGCUCGUUAUGCAGGCGACACUGUCGAAAUUCUGGCGUUAAUGUCUGCGACAUACCUGUACGUUCUGUGUCAAGCCUUGGAUCUUCGUGCUAUGCAUCUUGAGUUUGUGUCUCAAGCUCGCAAGGAUGUAGAUAAUGCAAAUGCACAGCUGUUUCAGUCCAGCGGUGCAGAUGUCCAACUCUCAUACAGCCAAGAAAACAUCUGGAAAGAACUCAUGAGCCACUGGGAGCGAAACAACACUAGCGAUCUUCACAAACGGAGCGAAGUUACCGCCAAUGAUUCCUUGGGCGUUGUCAUCGACAUUCUGGGUGACCAGGUCGCUGGGAAAGAACUUCGGCAGUGGAAGAGUACCGUUGCCGGUAUCUUAGAGACAAAGUACGGAGCCAACCGAAAACUCUUCUUCCAGAGCAAAUCGGCUGCACCGUAUCUUUGUAAUUCAUCACGGAAACUCUAUGGGUUCGUGCGUCAGACUCUUGGGGUCCCCUUGCAUCGGGGUUUGGUGGAUCAUCCCGCCUAUGACUCCGGCGAAAAGAUUGUGAAAGAAUCAAUCGGGUCGAAUAUUGGAAAGAUAUAUGCGGCUUUACGAGCGGGCGAGUUCCGUGGGGUUAUUCUGAGUUGCAGUGGUAUUACUAUAUAG